AUGUUGAGGCAUGGCGGGAGGCGGAGCUAUCAAAAGACUCUAUAUGGACUCGCGACAGCGGAUAGAGGGCGUACCGCGGCGUCCAGACGGCGGUAUGCUUCGGUAGCAGAAGGCUUGAGGCCGGGCCAGCAGCUGCAUGGCUUUACUCUACAAGAUAUCAAGCAUGUGCCUGAGUUGCAUCUGACGGCGUUCAAGCUUGAACAUGACAAGACCGGUGCCCAAUAUCUACACGUCGACAGAGACGACAAGAACAAUGUCUUCGCCGUCAACUUCAAGACAAACCCAAUUGAUAGGACCGGCCUGCCACACAUCCUGGAGCACGUCACAUUAUGUGGCAGCGAGAAGUACCCUGUUCGAGAUCCCUUCUUCAAGAUGAUGCCGCGCUCGCUCGCCAACUUCAUGAAUGCCUUCACGUCAUCCGAUUACACCUCAUAUCCUUUUGCCACCACAAAUGCAAAGGACUACCGCAAUCUGUCCGAAGUCUACCUGGACGCCACAUUCCGCCCGUUACUUAAGCGUACCGAUUUCCUCCAGGAAGGAUGGCGACUUGGACCAGAGGAUCCUCGUGCUAAGGCCACCGCAGACAACGUCAUCUUCAAGGGCGUCGUGUACAACGAGAUGAAGGGACAGAUGUCCGACGCCAGCUACUUGUUCUACGUCCGCUUUCGAGAACACCUCUUCCCUUCUCUGGAAAACUCCGGCGGUGAUCCAGAGAAGAUGACCGAUCUCAGCUACGAGAGUCUCGUCAAGUUCUCCCGACAGAACUAUCAUCCGAGUAAUGCAAAGCUCUUCUCAUACGGCAACUUCCCGCUAGCGCCGCGACUGGAGACCGCAGAUGGCGUACUCUCAAAGUUCGACAAAAGGCAAGCCACCCAAGAGGUCAAGCCACCCAUCGAUCUGAGCCAAGGCCCUCUUCAUUUCAAGACUGUCGGUCCGUUGGACUCUAUGCAGCCUACCGAUCGUCAAGUCAAAGCCUCGAUCACGUGGCUUGGCUGUGAACCUGCCGACAUCGUCGAGUCGUUCGCCAUCAGCAUCAUGUCCUCACUGUUGAUGAAUGGCUAUGGCUCGCCACUGUAUCAAGGUCUGAUCGAGUCUGGUCUGGGCACGAACUUCAGCCCAAAUACUGGCUAUGAUUCGGCCGCCAAAGUUGGCACUCUGACUAUCGGACUCGACGGUAUGAGCGCAGAAGACGCCUCGAGCUUGAAGGAUCGCAUUCAGACGACACUCCGAGAAAAGGCUCAUGAAGCCUUUGCGCCUCACAAGAUCGAGGGCUAUAUGCAUCAACUGGAGCUUGCUCUCAAACACAAAACCGCUGGCUUUGGCAUGAGCUUGCUUGAGAAGACUGUCCCAAGUUGGUUCAACGGCGUCGACCCCUUCAAAUCUUUGACCUGGAAUGAAGUGGUCGACUCUUUUAAGCAGAGGCUACAGCAGGAAGGCUACCUGUAUAGCCUCGUCGAGAAAUACUUGUUAAAUGACAAGUGUAUGUCUUUCAUGAUGGCUCCGCAAGAAACAUACAACGCAGAUCUAAUUGCCCGCGAAGAGCUUCGCAGGCAGAGCAUUCUACAGGAACUGGUGUUUGAUUCCAGUAAUCCAGAAGCAGCAUUGUUGAAACUUGGACAACAGGAGCUUAAGCUUCUGAACGAACAAGAGACUGCUCAAUCCAGCAAUAUCGAGACACUGCCUACUUUGCGCGUUAGCGAUAUACCUCGCACCACCGAAAGCAAACCACGAUAUCACGCCAGUAUAGGCAAGGUUGACACACUUUGGCGGGAGACAUCCACAAACGGUAUUACAUACUUCUCGGCAAAGCAUGUUCUCCGCAACGUAGCAGACGAGCUACGACUGCUGUUUCCACUCUUCAGCGAAUCUCUGAUGAGACUCGGUACAAAGCACAAAUCGGUUGGAGACAUCGAAGCGGAAAUCCUGCUUCGCACAGGAGGCAUCUCGAUAUCACCCUUCGCCAGUCCAGACCCCCACGAGGACGAUCUGGUCCAUGAAGGCUUCUCACUCGAUGGCUAUGCUCUCGAUCACAAUGUGCCUGCAAUGUUCGACCUCAUGCGAAGCGUGCUCCUGGAGGUGGACUUCGAUAGCCCGACGGCCAAGAAAGCCAUUCAGGAACUGCUGGAGUCCAAAACUUCGGGAGCGCUUGACGGCGUGGCCGAGUCUGGCAACUCCUUUGCCGUAACAAGUGCCGCAUCAGCAUUGUCACGGCGUGGCAUCUUGCAAGAUCAGCUCUCCGGUCUGACUCAGAUCGAAGCCACUGCCCAAAUGCUUGAGCAGUCACGAGCUGAUCCGGCCUCACUUGAGACAGUUAUCGACAAGCUCAAGAAGAUCCAAUCCAUUGCCAUAUCGAACACGGCCGACCUCAGUCUACGCGUCGUUUGCGAACCAACAGCAGUGUCUGUGAAUACUCGACACAUCGAGAGCUUCCUAUCUCAGCUGCCCUCGUCGCCUUUGCCGCUAUCAUCUAUCGUCGGCUCGAACACAUUCCUGUCGAGACGAGCAUUCUUUGACCUUCCAUUUCAAGUCUCAUAUGCUGGAACAUGUCUCAAGACCGUCCCGUAUUCAUCACCAGAUAAGGCGCCCCUCAUGAUACUUGGUCAGCUCUUGACGCACAACUUCAUGCAUCCAGAAAUACGCGAGAAAGGCGGUGCCUACGGCGGCUCUGCUUCAGCAAGUCCCAUCAGCUCACUCUUCACCAUGUCCUCCUACCGCGACCCGAACCCUCGGAACACACUUAGUGUCUUCGAGCGUGCUGGCUCGUAUGCUCGAGACAAGGCCUGGACAUCUCGUGAGCUCGAAGAGAGCAAGCUGGGUCUCUUUCAACACAUCGACGCACCCACGAGUGUGAGUGGUGAUGGCAGCAAGGAGUUCGUGUUCGGCAUCACUGAAGAAAUGGAACAACGGACUCGAGAGCGGUUACUGGAUACCACAAAGGACGAUAUACAGCGAGUUGCCCAACAGUAUCUUGUGGAUCUGCCAGCUGAUCAACGCUCGAUUUGUCUACUGGGCGAACAGAAGGAGUGGAUCGGUCAAGAUCCGAAGCCGUGGCAAGUUCGGCAUCUGAGGAUGGCUGCUGACGACGCUGACGACGCCGACGAGGGCGUCUCUGUUUGA
Molecule: messenger RNA, 3117 nt
Organism: Cyphellophora attinorum
Lineage: Eukaryota; Fungi; Ascomycota; Eurotiomycetes; Chaetothyriales; Cyphellophoraceae
Product: Mitochondrial presequence protease
Exons: 1
Coding region: 1-3117 (1038 amino acids)
Biological process (GO): protein processing
Cellular component (GO): mitochondrial matrix
Molecular function (GO): metal ion binding
Source: RefSeq, a predicted model, not a curated record